UCGUUUUGACAGCGCCAUCGCUUUGUUUACUUCCGCUAUCGUGACGUAAGAUGAGCCACAAUGGACGCAGCUGACGCGGUGUUCCCAGGCGCACCGCGCUACCGCGCCGCGGAAAAACAAGAGUGGUUGCAUCUGGAGCUGGUGUGGGAACAUAUUUCCAGAGAGGACCUGGGGUGACUCAUUAAACCUUCCUAUACCCAUGCACCAUGUGUGCUGGCCAGUCCACCUGAACCUGCAAGGACCGGUGGAAGCAUGCCCAGCUCUUUGACCACUUUCCAGACGUUCCCUCUGCCAGCGGUUUCCUUUCCUACAGAUGGUCUCAGUGUCCAUAGCAGAAAGAAGGCCUGGACCUCCAUGCUCAAGAUGAUCCCCCAUCUGUGCAAACUAUUUCCUCUGGUUGUAGUGGGAGCCAUUGUUUUCGCCAUCACUGGGAGCAUUGGGGACCCUUUGGUUGAGUGCCUUCAAGACGCAGACUACAGUGAGCUUGUUGCUAUUGUGGAUAAGGGUCUCACUCCCACAAAGACUCCUCAUCACGUAGCUAUCAUUGGUGCAGGCAUGGCUGGACUGACCGCUGCAAAGUUUUUGCAAGACGCAGGACAUAAAGUGACCAUAUUGGAAGCCAGUAACCGCAUUGGUGGACGUGUGGAGACGUUUAGAAACCGAACAGAGGGGUGGUAUGCAGAGGUUGGUGCUAUGAGGAUCCCCAGCUUUCACAGAAUUCUGCUUUCCUUGGUGGCCAAACUGCCAAUCUCCUUGAACCACUUCAUUCAAGAAGACAUCAAUACCUAUUACCUAGUCAACGGCAUCCUGCAGAAAACCUACGUGGUGGAGCAGCUCCCGGAUAUUCUCAACUACAACCUAUCGGGAGAGGAGAGGGGGAAGUCUGCCUCCCAGCUCUUCAGUCAGGCACUGAGGAAGGUGAGGGAUGAUCUUAAGAAGAUGGGCUGUAGUGCCAUGCUUGACAAGUACGACUCCUACUCUGUUAAGGAGUACCUGGUGAAGGAGGGGAACCUGAGCCGCAGCGCCCUGAGGAUGAUCGGGGACAUCCUGAAUGAAAACAGCCUCUUCUACGCAUCCCUGACGGAGAUGCUGUUUGUUCAGGCCGACAUCAACGACGACGUUGAGUACUAUGAGGUGGCCAAUGGUUUUGACAACCUCCCCAAUACCUUCUACCAGCUGUUGAACGCCACCCUUCACCUCAACGCCAAGGUCAAGCUCAUCGACCAAUCGGCCGGGGGCAGCGUGACGGUGUCGUACCAGGACGGCUCCGCCCUGGCCAGCCUGACCACGGACUACGUGUUGGUGACCGCCACGGCCAAGGCUGCGCUCUUCAUCGACUUCCUGCCCCCGCUCUCCUCCCACAAGAUGGAGGCGCUGCGCUCGGUGCACUACACCAGCUCCACCAAGGUGGUGCUCAGCUUCAGCCGUCGCUUCUGGGAGUCGGAGGGCAUCCGGGGCGGGAAGAGCGUGACCGACCGGCCCUCCCGCUUCAUCUACUACCCCAGCCACGGCUUCCCCGGCACGGCCGCCGGCGCCCUGCUGGCGUCCUACACCUGCUCCGACGACUCCACCUUGUUCCAGGGCGUGGCGGAGGCGGAGGUGAUGGCGCUGGUUCUGGACGACCUGGUGAGGAUCCACGGGGAGGACAUCCGGCCGCUGUGGACCGGGGGCCUGGUGAAGAAGUGGGGCCUGGACCCCUACAGCCUGGGGGCCUUCGCCCUGUACACGCCUUACCAGCAGGUGGACUACGCCGCUGAGCUCUUCCAGAGCGAGGGGCGCGUGCACUUCGCAGGCGAGCACACGGCCGUCCCCCACGGCUGGAUCGAGACCGCCAUGAAGUCUGCCCUCAGGGCCGCGCACAACAUCAACCAACAAACUCUUUAGCCACCGGGCUAACGGCUACAACAUUUAGGAUUCAGAACCUGAACUCUUUUCAGCAAAGUGCCUUCAUGUUUUAAUGUAUUUUAUAAAAGUCUUAAUUAGAUCAUCAUAAUCAAAAGACUCAGUAACGCUGAUGUGACGCCUGUCCCCAUUAAAUAUUAAUUGUUCAUUUAAUUGAGUUACUCAGAAGUUAAUAAUUCUGUUUCACGUGGAGCAUUUCAAUGUAUUUAUGGUAAAGAGGAGAACCUAAAUGUCUACUCAGCCCCUGUGAGGGGAGAUAGAGGUAUGGGCGGUACAACAGUGGAGCAGUUUGGUAAUGUGGUGUAUAUUGUAACAUGGCUGACAGGAGAAAAAACCCUGGGUGGUAAUCAGUGUUAAUGUUUAAUAAAGGCCUUAAUACAUAGGGAAUACAAGGGGACACUUUGACAGUUGUAGAUUUUAAGGUAAAAUGUCAGCAGAAUGUACAACAUAAAGAAACAUUAAACAAUGCACAGUGUGGGGGACUCUUCUUUCCAUCGGGAGAUAUGAUCCACAUCAUCUUCUCCGAGGUUCCAGGCAUAUUGAGUGCAUGUCCAGCUUUCCAUCCCAUUACAGGCUCCUAGACACCCUUUUCU
Messenger RNA from Gadus chalcogrammus (walleye pollock), 2495 nucleotides. RefSeq names its product interleukin 4 induced 1 (gene il4i1). Gene Ontology annotation, biological process: amino acid catabolic process. Bases 253 to 1884 code for a protein of 543 amino acids. The transcript has 9 exons. Gene Ontology annotation, molecular function: polyamine oxidase activity; L-amino-acid oxidase activity. NCBI's taxonomy places the organism in Eukaryota, Metazoa, Chordata, Actinopteri, Gadiformes, Gadidae. The record is from RefSeq and is a predicted model, not a curated record.